Messenger RNA from Macrosiphum euphorbiae (potato aphid), 1176 nucleotides. The record is from the annotation of a GenBank genome assembly. Lineage: Eukaryota; Metazoa; Arthropoda; Insecta; Hemiptera; Aphididae.
AUGGCUUUACGGGGUCAUACAGAUGACAAUUCAAAUUUUUAUCAAUUAUUAAAACUACGAUCGAAUGAUUCAAAAGAAUUGGAAGGGUGGCUCAUACGUACAAAAUGUAAAUGGAUAUCACAUGAAGUGCAAAAUGAGAUCUUAAGUUUAUUAUCACAGUACGUCCAAACUUAUUUAAUUAACCAAAUUAAAAGUGCGAAGUACUUUUCAAUUAUUAUAAAUGAAACAACUGAUAAUACUUGCACAGAACAAGUGUCGAUUUGUUUUCGUAUAGUUGAUGACAAUUUCAAUAUAUCUGAACUAUUUUUGGGGUUUUUUGAUACUGAAUAUACUAAUUCUAUAGCGUUGUUUACUUUAAUAACUAAUGUUUUAACCAAAUUUGGACUAGCAAUAUCCGACUGCAGAGGUCAGUGUUAUGGCGCUGCAAAUGUAAGUGGCCAUAUAAGUGGCCUCCAAAAACGAAUUGUUGAAUUAGAAAACCGAGAUAUUUAUGUCCAUUGUGUAGCACAUACACUAAAUCUUGUGGUUCAAGAUGCCAUGUUAAAAAUUGAUAAAUCACGAGAUUUUCUAUCAAUGAUCAAAUCAAUCAUAGUGUUUGUACGUAGUUCUCCUAAAAGACAGGCAAUAUUUAAUACUCUUCAAGCUGAACAAGAACAAGACAUAAUUAAUUGCAAAACUCUUCGUCCAUUUUGUCCAACAAGGGGGUGUAUGAGAAUUAAAUCUCUUAAAACGUUGUAUGAUAAUUAUGCAGUAUUAAUAGAAUUUCUUCAUAAUAUUUCAAAGGAAAAAAAUGAAAAUGGGGCAAAAGCCAGUGGUUAUGGUAAACAAUUACUUAGUUUUGACUUUUUGUUUUAUACAAAAGUUAUGAUUAUUAUUUUUGAAAGGGUUGAAAUCCUAAAUGCAGAACUUCAAAGAAUAUCUUUAAGUUUUCAAGAAGCACAAUUAAAAAUUGAAAACAUCAUGAUAUCUAUUCAACAACUAAGAGAUACUGGAUUUGAUGACUUAUGGGAACAAGUUUUAGUAAAAUCUAGUGAGCUAAAACUGAAAAAGCCAAAUGAACAGAGAAUAAAAAAAACUCCUAAGAAAUUACUUCAAGGUAAUAGUGAAGGGCAUACAUUUUCAUCAGUUAGAGAAAAAUACAAAACUUCUAGAUGUUACAUUAUCAUCAUUAAAUGA